Messenger RNA from Notothenia coriiceps (black rockcod), 954 nucleotides. Its product is annotated as piezo-type mechanosensitive ion channel component 1-like. Gene Ontology annotation, cellular component: membrane. NCBI's taxonomy places the organism in Eukaryota, Metazoa, Chordata, Actinopteri, Perciformes, Nototheniidae. The transcript is spliced from 4 exons. The record is from RefSeq and is a predicted model, not a curated record. Gene Ontology annotation, molecular function: mechanosensitive monoatomic ion channel activity. The coding region runs from base 8 to 751 and encodes 247 amino acids.
CAGGGAGAUGGUUCAGAGGAUCCUGGACAUCCUGCGCUUCCUAUUGGCCAUCGUUCUGGCCAUGGUGGAUGGGCUGACUCAGUGGCUGAACCUGCUGACCAAACAGUACAGAGAGACAUCCACUGUCCUGUGCAACGAGCGCUACUUCAUCAUACACAAGAUACAGCAGCAUAAUGCCACAGCAGACUCCACAGAGGAGCAGCUCUCUCAGGACAGUGAGAGUCCCACUCUGGAGACCUGCCUGGAUGAGAGCGAUCCAGACCUCCCCAGAUACAGCUGCCUGGAGGUGGACAGCAGGGGGGUGACGGGCCGCUCCACCCCCACGCCCGGACUCAACAGCUCUGGGGACCUGUUGACUCCAGACCCCCCCUCCAGCAGCACGGAGCUGAUGCCAGUGGAGAGCAAACAACAGAACAGACACUCGAGAACAGCCAGUGAGCUGCUGGGAGACAGGCAGUUCUUCAUCGAGGAGCUGGAGCAGAGCAGGGACUUUUACCACACUCAGAGCCGCCCACUGCGGCUGCUCUUCACCCUCUACCACCUGCUGGCUGCCAACUCUGAGCUGGUCUGCUACCUCAUCAUCGUGAUGAACAACGGGGUCAGCGCCUCGGUCAUCUCCCUGGUCCUCCCCAUCAUGGUGUUCCUGUGGGCCAUGCUCUCUGUGCCCAGACCCACCAAGAGGUUCUGGAUGACUGCCAUAGUCUACACAGAGGUGGGGAGACACACUCCAGAAAGUAAAGUUCAUUAUUAGAACUCUUGAAGGGAAACUGGGGAAUUCUGUUGAUUUGUUUUACUACCGGAGUAAAAACAAUCCCAAAGCAUCAGUUACCCCGAGGUGCAAAAUACAACUGUAAUAUUAACUAGAGAAUGCAAUUCCUGAAGAAAUUGCUAGUGGGAAUGCUUUAUGCUGAAAAGCUGACGCUGAACUGCUAUGCCGAAAUGUAAUGCGUAAGA